CGCGAUCGCGGAGCCCGAGGAAGGAAAAGGACACACAAACAGAGGUUCGGCGCAUGCGCGGGGGAGGGGGCCUGAGCCGAGACGAGGCUGGCGCAGGCGCAGAGGCGUCGACGGGACCAGACAGACCAGAAGGACGGCGCAGUGAGGAGGACGAAGAGGCGCUUGUCUGUCGCACCCGCCUAAAGCCCCUUCCGCGCAGCACAAGUGCUCCCCGGACUUCCUUGCCAGGCUUCGCCGCCUCCUCCUCCUCCUCCUCGGCCUGUUGGAAGCCCUCCACCCCGAUGGCAGACUCCCGGCGGCCCCUGUUUGCGCACUCCUGGGAGGAGGAGGAGUGCCUGGAGUACUACGGGAUGCUCCCCCUGCACCGCAUGUUCGAAGUGGUGGGGGCCCAGCUGACCCAGAACGACGUGGAGGUGCUCUCCUUCCUGCUGGACGAGACGCAGCCCUGGCGCCACCCGCUGGACCCAGAGCUCUGGGCGGUGGCGGCCGCGGGAGAGGGGGCCGCAGAGACCGCCUCUCGCACCCUCCAGGACUGGAGGAAGAAGCAGCAGCAGCAGGGGGCCCCGGGCCCCAUGGAAGGCGGCCUCGAGAGGGCCGGGGCCGGGGGGUGGCCCAAGGACGGCGUGCGGCUUCUCUUGGAGCUCGAGCGGAGGGGCAAGUGCGACGAGACCAACUUUGUGCAUCUUCUGCAGCUCUUGCGGGUGCUCACCAGGCACGACCUCCUGCCCUACGUCACUCUGAAAAGGCAGCGGACAGUUUCUCCUGAGAGAUACACUUAUGGUCCGUCUGUCCUGUCAUCCGACCAGCAGGUGGACAAUUGCCUCAAUUCAGCCUCUGCAGAGCCUCAGAGCGAUCAGUGGGAGACAGGCUCCAGUUCCAGCAAAAGGAAACGAGUCAGCAGAGGCCGGGCAAAGUCUGCUCCUCCCCGCAGGCGGCGGGGAGCCAAAGGGCCUUCUGCUCCCAAGCAGGAGGUCCAAACGCCAACCAAAGUGACUUGUGACAUCCGGCUCCGUGUUCGUGCCGAAUACUGUGAGCAUGAUUCUGUCUUGCGGCAGAACGUGAUGUCGAACAAGCAGAACCGUUUGGAGCGCCAGUUCGAUGUCUUUGGGCAGUCCAACACCAUCCUCAAGUCCCGUGACCUGGGCUCCAUUAUCUGUGACAUCAAGUUCUCAGAGUUGUCUUACCUGGAUGCCUUCUGGAGCGACUACAUGAAUGGCUCACUGCUGGAGGCCCUGAAGGGUGUCUUCAUCACAGAGUCCCUCAAAGAGGCUGUGGGCCAGGAGGCUAUCCGGCUACUCGUCAACGUCGACGAGGACGACUACGAGGAGGGCCGGCGCCUCUUGCUGGAAAGCGUCAUCCCGCAGGCCUGGUAGUGCCAGCCUGCAGGAAAUGUAGAGGAUUUCACUUUCACUCCCCCGUUUCCACGUGGCUUCUCUGCAUAAGACAUGGACUUGAAGGGGAGGGGAAGGACUUCAAGGAAAGGACUCUUCAUCCCGUUGGGAGGCAGGGCUGGAUCCUGACCACGAUGGGGCUCCUCUCAUAGAAACUAAAGGACGAAAAGGGCUGCAGGGGUGGAGGAGGGUCUCAGGCUGCAUGGGUGUGGGGUGCCCCAGCAGCAGUGCCAGCCAUCCCAAGCUGAAGGGGGCAUCUUGGGGAGACUGUCUUGUCCUGAUGAAGCUUAGAGGGGUCUCAGGCCCCUUGGCAUCGGCCGGUGUGUCCGUGGUGCUUGUUUUUGUGGUGGUGGGUUUUUGCCAGUUCUCUUGCAGAGGUGGGCAGCACUCAUUUGGCAGAGCUGCAGGCUGGUAACAAAGCACUCUGUGUUAACCAUUCCUUUUCUUUAAAAAGGAGAAUAACCUUAUUUCCCUCAGAUCUGAUUUGGGGGCAGGCUUUCUUCCCUUUGUUAGGAAUACAACCAAGGACUGUAAAGGCGGACAUGAGUCACUUUUCAGCUUUGUGGCUCUUUGUAUAUAAUAUAAAUAGGGUUUUAAAAAAGGUGGAGGAUCUGUUAUUGCAGCAUCUGCGGGUAGAGGAAACUACUUAGCUGAAAUGCGGAAGGCCAGAGGCCAGAAGUGUGUAAUUUAAAAAGUCGUAUUUUUUUACAGAAAAAUGAGAGACUUUUGGACAAAAUUCUUUAUGUGUUGUAUUUGCAAAUGGACAAUGUUAAUAAAGAAGACUAUUUGCAGCA
Anolis carolinensis (green anole) is the source of this 2185-nucleotide messenger RNA. RefSeq names its product death effector domain containing 2 (gene dedd2). Bases 54 to 1373 code for a protein of 439 amino acids. Lineage: Eukaryota; Metazoa; Chordata; Lepidosauria; Squamata; Anolidae. Gene Ontology annotation, molecular function: DNA binding; protein binding. The record is from RefSeq and is a predicted model, not a curated record. Gene Ontology annotation, cellular component: nucleolus. The transcript is spliced from 6 exons. Gene Ontology annotation, biological process: regulation of apoptotic process; apoptotic process; extrinsic apoptotic signaling pathway via death domain receptors.